AUGUUUUAUGCAGUCCAUGCUGAGAGCAAAAAGCCACUUCACAGGGAGUGUGGAUUCAUCAGGCUUCAGCCAGGUACCAACAGGGUGGCCUUCAUCAUUGCACAGAACUCAGGUCUUGUGGAGAUUGAGGAGGGGGAACUCACUGGACAGCAGCUGACUCUGCACAGUACUGCCCUGGCUAGAACAUCUUUUGCCAAGCAGCCUUAUGUUCAACAGAUCUCCAGGCACAUCCAGUUGAAGCCGGAUGGAAAGCUGGAACAGACGAUCUCUAUGGCACUGGAAGGACAGCCUCUGACGCAGCAUUUGCACAUCACUUACCGCAGGACUGAUUAACUGGCUGUCAUGUGGGAGGAAGAUGUGUUUGUGAAAAGCACUUGUACUAAUGUACUCAUCUGACACAAAAUAUUGAUGGUUUAUAUAUAGUAACCUGUGGGUGAUGGUAAUAUAUCUGUGAGUAAGAAUGUUAUCUAAAGUAAUAGAUGUGAUCUGACCUGUCUUCCCAACAAAACAAGCUUUACAAAUAUCGUUACAAUAUAUAAAGGGGUCGUUUUGUAUAAUGUAGAGCAACUACAAUAAAAAUAUGAAAUUGUCUUUUCAAA
This is a messenger RNA of Sinocyclocheilus rhinocerous, 599 nucleotides long. Its product is annotated as THAP domain-containing protein 4-like. NCBI's taxonomy places the organism in Eukaryota, Metazoa, Chordata, Actinopteri, Cypriniformes, Cyprinidae. The coding region runs from base 1 to 333 and encodes 110 amino acids. The record is from RefSeq and is a predicted model, not a curated record. The transcript has 5 exons.